Molecule: messenger RNA, 1405 nt
Organism: Pygocentrus nattereri (red-bellied piranha)
Lineage: Eukaryota; Metazoa; Chordata; Actinopteri; Characiformes; Serrasalmidae
Product: coiled-coil domain-containing protein 106-like
Exons: 5
Coding region: 561-1208 (215 amino acids)
Cellular component (GO): nucleoplasm
Source: RefSeq, a predicted model, not a curated record
CUUAGGGUAGGUCCCAAUGUGCAGUGUCUUGUGAAUUUGAGUUCCUAGAUAGCCUUGCUUAACACAGUGGUAGCCAGCUUGCUAGGUGUGGCUACCAAAAUGUUAGCUAGCAAGUGGUGACAUGAGCCUGAGUGUGUUUGGGCUGUGGGGUCGCCAAAACAAAAACAAAAUGUUUUUGUGAUCUUAUUUUCUUUCAUGUGUGAUUAUGAGAAACAGAAUCGUAUAAGUCACGCGCCAAGUCAAAAGAACAAGUUGAAAAGGAGCCAAAGGGGGAACCAGGAACAUCUCUUCCACCACAAAAGCACGGUGUGUAACAGUUACUCAACGUAUUUGGCCAGCUGGCUGGUUUAAGGCUAAAUAAAGUAAAGUAACUUUAUUUCUCAAAAACAGAUGUGGAAAUAAUCACGGGCGAGAGUUCAUGUUCCAGACCACAGCAUGGCAAAAAGAAACUGCUGCCACGGCCCCAGUCGUUAUCCAUCAAGAAAGAUGAGAGGACAUUGGCUUUGGACUCCAGCCCAGAAAAGGCAUCCACCUCACUUCCUAAAAAGAGAAAGCUGCAGAUGGGAAGCCCCCUGAAAAAAGGGAUGUUUCCCACAGCUGCUUUGGAGCUUCAAAAGUUGAGGGGCAAAGUUGAACUGAUGGAACAAAAGAUCAAAAUGCUGGAACAAGUGAAUUCGGAUCUGAAGGAUGACAAAGAAUUUUUGCUCAGCCAGAUAAAAUCAUUGGUUCCUCAACUGAAGAGGCAAACCAUUCAGACUUCAUCAGAUGAUGAAUCGAGCACAUCAUCAUACACGUCCAGUUCUUCAGAGGAGGUGCCAAAAAAGAAAAAGAAGAAAAAGUCUUCUCGUGGAAGUGAUAACGAGAGUCUUCAACUUGGCAACAGCAGGACCCGUAUGAAGACGAUUAAAGGGGUCAUAAAGCGCUAUAAGCUGGCACUGAAGUCGUACAGAAGAUGUGGCUCGAUGAAGAGGGUGUUUGAAAAGCAAAACGUCGACAGAAACACGAUUGCGCAAACUGCUCCAAUUGCAGAGCUUUACAUAGCAUUUCCAGAUGCCUUUGCUGCUUUGCCAGAAUGGAAUGACACUGUUGAGAAGAUGUCAGCAUAUGCUGAACGUUGUAGGCAAGCAAUUACUAGUGACAUGGCUCAGCAAAUUCUAGAAAUGAAAAAGAAACACCUCCUUCUACCAAUUGUGUAUAAGCUCACAUAAAAGUUAAGUUGAUAAAAUAUUUGUGAUACAAAGGCAUCUGAAUAUGUAAACUUCAUUUAGGUUUGUGGUCAUUUUCUUUUGUACUGAAAAAAUUUGUUUGUAGGAAAUGUUAAGUAAUUAAAGCCUGUGUUUAAAUAGGAUGUCUUAGAAUUAUGGGUAACACUGUAUUUGAAUUCUACCUACAUAAGGGCUUUAUG